Messenger RNA from Entamoeba histolytica HM-1:IMSS, 180 nucleotides. RefSeq names its product ribosome biogenesis protein Nop10, putative. Lineage: Eukaryota; Evosea; Mastigamoebida; Endamoebidae. Gene Ontology annotation, cellular component: box H/ACA snoRNP complex; box H/ACA telomerase RNP complex. Gene Ontology annotation, molecular function: box H/ACA snoRNA binding; telomerase RNA binding. The coding region runs from base 1 to 180 and encodes 59 amino acids. The record is from RefSeq and is a predicted model, not a curated record. The transcript has a single exon. Gene Ontology annotation, biological process: ribosome biogenesis; positive regulation of telomerase RNA localization to Cajal body; rRNA pseudouridine synthesis.
AUGUUAUUGUACUACUGUGAUAAUUGCAAACAAUAUACUAUGAAAACUGAAUGUCCACAAUGUAAUGGGUAUGUCCGUAGUGCACAUCCAGCUAAAUUUUCACCAGUUGAUCCAUAUUCAAAAUAUAGAAUUGCCACUAAAAAGGAGUUUGGACUUCUUCCUACAUCCACAAAGAAUUGA